This is a messenger RNA of Paramecium tetraurelia, 2310 nucleotides long. RefSeq lists its product as uncharacterized. Gene Ontology annotation, biological process: phosphorelay signal transduction system. The record is from RefSeq and is a predicted model, not a curated record. NCBI's taxonomy places the organism in Eukaryota, Ciliophora, Oligohymenophorea, Peniculida, Parameciidae. Gene Ontology annotation, molecular function: phosphorelay sensor kinase activity. The transcript is spliced from 3 exons.
AUGGGGUAGUUAUUAUUGAAAAACAUUGUGAAUAUUAUCGAGAGAGGCAGUCAAGAUGAAAAGGAUGCUGUUGCAUUAGGAUUGAAUUCAUGUGCAUCAGUCUCAAUACUUGUAUGCUAUUACAUGAUUUAUCAUAUUGGGAAGUAGAAAUUGAUUAUUCACCUACUAAUUCAAACAAUUAUAGUAAUACAUUAUGAGAUUGCAUUUUACGAAAGGAGUACUAUUUCAGCCUAAAGUGCAAUAAUUUACAUGAUGCAAAUUCAACUCUAUCUACAAAGACACAAUGGACUCUUUGACUACUUAAGCCAUUGUGCACUAAUCUACGCUAUUCUCAGAUUUCUCAUUAGGGAAUUCACAAACUUAUUGAUUUCAGAAAUACUUCUCAUGUUCUUGUGGCAACCGCUCAACCAUUAUUUGUUAUAUCUGCAUAAAUCGAAGAAACCCCAAAAGAAAGAAGACAUCACUACCUAAGUUCACUUUCAGACCAUCUCCUCUCCCCAAGCUCAACACACGCAAGGAGUGGAUGAAAUAGUGACCAAGACCAAUAUGACCGAGGACUUUUUUGAUUAUAUUCCUGAAGGAUUAGUAAUACUUGAUGAAUACUUCAAUAUAAUCAAACAUAACUCCAAGAUUCUGCAAUAUUUGCAAAUUAAGGAACCCUCAACAAUUCCAUAAUCGCUGGAUAGUUUACUCAAAAUAGCACAAAAAAACAAAGUCCCAAUGAAAGAUAAGGACAGGAAGAGACCCUUGCAUUUGAAAUCCAUGAAAUAAAAUAGUGAAAUGCACUUCAGCUACUCAGGUUCAUUAGCUUCUUCUUUGAAAAAGUAAUUCUGGACAUCAGAUAGAUAAUAAUUAAAUUACAGCUUCUAGAAGGGAGACUCUAUGAUGUAUCCCUCUUUGUAAGCUAUAAUCAAUGAGUUUAAAGUGAGGAAUACGAAUGAUAACAUAACCAUCAAUUCUGAAUCUUGUUGCAUAGUUAAAUAUCAGAUUAACCAAGAAUCCUCUAUCAAAUACAAAUAUAUCUCAAUCAAAAUUUAUGAAAUUAAAAUGCCAUCCAAUUUAAAAUCAACCCUCUUCUUAUUUAUUGUGGAGAACAUCACUAAUAAAGAACAAUUGAAACAAUUAACCAAUAGAUUUAUUUUCCAAUAAUAAUUAUUGAAUUCAUUCAGUCAUGAAUUAAGAACUCCUCUUAAUUGCACUCUAUCUUUAUUAUAGGCACUAAAAAGCAAAUUGAAGAAUGAUGAAAUCAAUAAUGAUUAUCUAAAUCCAGCUAUGGUUACUAGUCAUCGUCUAUUAUAUUAGAUCAAUGACAUUUUAGAUUAUGCCUAAAUUGAAUGUCAAGAUUUUAAACUUAACAUCUGUGAAUUUACUGUUGGUGACGUAUUCCAAACCUUAAAAGAUUUCUUUAUACAAGAAUGUGCACAAAAGAAAAUUCAAAUGAUAAUUGAAAUUGACUGUCUAAUUGUAAUCAGAAAUGAUAAAGAAAGAAUAACUUAAGUUUUAAUUAAUUUAAUAAGCAAUUCAAUUAAAUUUACUCCUUAAGGUGGAAGGAUUGUUGUCAAUGUUAAAAAAAGAGAUAACUUGUAUUAAUUUACAGUGUGGGACAAUGGAAAAGGAAUAUCUAAUUAGACAAUGUCGAAUAUAUUUGAAUAAUAGCAAAAUAUGAUCUUGAGCACCAAAGUUAAUGAUAAUCAAUUUUAUUCAAACAAAUUAGGAAUUGGCUUGAAAGUGAGUAGAGGCAUAGUCAAAUAUCUAAGCACUAAUGGUGAUUUAAUAAUCAAAAGUUAAUCUGGAUGCUACACUUCAAUUAAUUUCUUUGUUGAAGAUAAAUUUAUGAAAAUUGACGAAGAUAUUUCUGAAGAAACUAUCUUAAGACUAGCCAGUAAGAAUACAUUAAAGAAAUGUGUCUGUCCAUAAAUAUUAAUUGUUGAUGAUAUACCAUUUAAUCACAUAGCCUUAAUAGCAAUACUCAAUAGUUUCAACGUUACUUCAGAAAGUGCGUAUGAUGGAGACUAGGCAAUUGAAAAGGUGAGUGAAAGAAUAAGAAAUUCGUAAUGUUGCAAAUCUUAUCGUAUAAUUUUCAUGGAUUUAGAAAUGCCAGGCAAAAAUGGAUUCCAAACCUCCUCUGAAAUAGUGACAAUCUUGAAAAAAGUAAAUGCCCAAUCAGUCAUAGUCAUGCACUCAGCCUACACUGGAGAAGAAAACGUUGAAUAGGGACGACUGUGUGGUAUGAAAGAAUUCAUACCAAAACCGAUAUCACUUGUUACAUUGUAAAACUUAAUCAAUAAGUACUUUUCCUAAUAAGCUUGA